UAGUGUCCCGUGACCAAAGAUUCUUAGCACGUUAGCAACGACUGUCUUGUAAACAAACAUGGCUAUGAAUAUUAAAAUUUGUGAAAUUGUUUUUUAAGAUUGUUUAUUAAUUAUGUGAACAGAUUAUUAUCUUGAAAUGUUUUCUAUUAGUGUCUCAAAACUUUAUUAUACGUGAAAUUAAGUUUUUAGGUAAUAUCGCAUAACGCUGAAAUUAUGGCAGAUGAUCCAAAUCGAGAUAUUUUGCCUGUCAGAGAAGGUUCUUGUACGGAUACUUUUAGUAGUAUAGAUCCCAGGGAUCGACAUUGCGUAAUUAAACUCGAUCGUUAUCAACUGGAGGAUAAAUAUUUGCGACUACUCGAGGAAGCAAAUAACUUGAAGAAACUAACAAAUUGUCAGGAGGAUAAGAUUAAACGAUUGGCAACAAAGUUGAUGAGAGUAACUGCAAGUACAAGGCCAUGCUCGCUCGCUUUAAACAUUUAUGAAGAUAAAAAUAAAAUAAUCGCUCUUGAACUUGAGAACUCCAAGCUCAAAGAUAAAAUCACAGUGUUGAAAAAUCAACUACUGAGUCAUACGAUAAGCAGUAGAUCAUCAUCAAAAACUCGCGCGAGGCCGUCAUCCGGGCGCAUAACUUGCUGUAGCGAAAGCAGCCGUACCAAAUGUCACUGUUUAGACGAUGAUACGUCCAACGUGCAAAGUUAUCUUGAAAAAAUCGAGGAAUUGGAAUCGCAGAAAAGUGAAAUGUGUACUCGGAUAAUGCAACUAGAGAAAGAGGUGGCCACUUAUACUACUAUUUGCCAAAGAGAGAAAGUAGCGGACAAUGUCGAAUACAUAAAGAUUUGGCGAGAAAUGAAGCAAAUAAACGAUAAAUUAAUAACUGCCGAAAACGAGAACGGAUCAUUGACUGCACAAGUCAACGAUUUGAAGGAGAAGCUCGAGGAGAAAACGAAGAAGAACGAAAUUAUGGCAUCGGAGCUUUUAUCGGAGAAGAAACGAAUAGCGGAGAUCGACGAGCAAAUAUUGAAAACGAAAGAUUCUGAACUUUCGUUACGGGAAAAGAACGAGCAGAUAAAAGAUCUCCUAAAAGAGGUGAAGAUAUUGCAGCAACACAACGAGGAGCUUAUAAUACUGAACUCGAAAUAUACAAAAGUCGAGUUAGAGAACAAGGAAUUGAAGAAGAAAGUCAUCGACCAACAACACGAUCAAGAGUGUUUGAAAACUGCUGUUGAUAACGAACAGGCUAAUAUCAUUGCGCUGCAAACCUCGAACGAACAAUUGUUGGGAAAGCUCGAAGAAUUGCAGAAAAAUAUAGAAAAUUUAACGACGCAAGCGGAGAAAGCGGAAGCUAAGGAAGCGCAGAUAUCGAUAUGUUUCUCCGACAUGCAGAUAUCAACAUUACCUAAACAUGAUUUGUUGUGCAAAAAUUUCGAGGCCCAAAUAAAGUGUCGCAAGUGUUCCGAACUAGAAUACGAAGAGAGCGCAGUGAAAAAAGAGAAAUGCAAGAAAUGUUACGAGAUGAUAGACAACGAAGACUUAUAUAAGAACAGGUUGUAUUCUCACUCAAAGACUCAUAAUCAAGUCGAGAAUAAAUCGAUACAAACGGAAAUUGUGAAAACGAUCGUUACGGAUGAGAACGAUUAUAACGAGAUUGUAGCAUCUAAGAAGGAAAUAUUGAUAAAAGAGGUUAUAAAUUCCGAAUCGCAAACAAUAUGUUCGGAAAGUAUGAAACGUGCUAUGAUCACAGAUUCACAGUGUUAUAGUUUGACUCCGGAAAAAAUGUUGAAGUUUUUGGAAGAAGCGCAAAUAGAUAGAACAUGUGCGGAAACGAUAAAACAGAGAAACACGGCCACUGACAUUGAUUAUGAUAUUUUGGAUCAAUAUCAGAGACAAAGGCAAGUUGUCUCUCUUGAGAAACUGCUCUUUGGAGAUUCUGAGAUAGUAACAACGACAGAGAAGCCGAAAAAAAUAUUAACUCUCGAGGAAGAGCCCGAAGUGUUUCAUUACGAGUCAAUUGUAUCUAUAGAUGAUUCCGACGAAGUACAGUCGAUCGUCCUUGAGAAGAAGUCUACCUCGGAAGAGGAAUUGAUCGUGAUGAAAGAGACCGAAGAGGAAACUAAUGCUUCCUUAAAGGAGCCCAUAAUCAACGAUAUCCCGCUUAAAUGGAGAACCGAAUCGAAUGACGAGACAACGGAAGAAGAAGAGGAUUAUAACGAAAGAGAUAGAUUUCUACCUCGACAGAAAUUGGAGCCAGCUAUAUUUUUGAAAGAUCUAAAAACAGAGAACGAAUUCAACGAGAAAAAAUCAAAUGACACGAUUAAGGAAGUGGCCGACGUGAUAGUGGACGAGAAUUGGAACAGUUAUAAGGAACGGAGUCUUCGAGUUAUCAAGGAUUUCAUAAAAAUUGAAGAACCCGUAGCCGAUAAGUCCGAUAAUGACGUAAUUUUCUUUCAAAUUCGAAUAAUCGAGAAGGAUACGAUAAUCAUCGAAAUCAUAAACAUGAAUUUGUACCUGGGAUCUUCUGUUAUGCAGAAUCCUGAUUACGAACUACUUUACGUCGAGUAUUGCUUCUUGGGUUAUUGUGGCGCUGAUAUGGAAACGAUUUCGGUGAGAAAACCAGCCUAUCCGGGUCAAUUGUUCGAAUUUAAUUUUAAGAAAGUGUUUCGAAUAGACGAGGAAAAGCAUUCGGUGCAAAGUAAUAUCUUACGCGCGAUGUUGGCCAGUACCACUAAUCCUAUUAUAAGAUUCAUUGUCGUUUGUGAACCACUUCCCGAAGAAACAGAUAUGAAAGAGUGUGUGGAAAUAGGAUACGCUAAUUUUAAUAUAAGAGAUUAUGCAUUAGGAGAGGCUAAAAAAUAUAACUCGCUUCCGAUCUAUGAUAUAGAGGAACACGUAGAAAUUGGUAUCUUAAAGAUCUCUAUAUUAGGUCUCGAUGCGAUACGCCAACGACUAGCAAAACGUGAAUCGAUCAUAAUAUAAAAUUCGUUGAUAUAUCUGUGUAUCUUCUACGUGUAUGAUACGUGUAGAAAAAAAAGAAAAAAAA
This is a messenger RNA of Apis florea (little honeybee), 3037 nucleotides long. RefSeq lists its product as uncharacterized. NCBI's taxonomy places the organism in Eukaryota, Metazoa, Arthropoda, Insecta, Hymenoptera, Apidae. The record is from RefSeq and is a predicted model, not a curated record.